AUGACCAAUAUCGCACGGUGGGUAGAAUUACUGAGCAAACAGAAGCAAAGUUGCUUCUAUGUGUUUCGGUUGGAUGGGAUCGGCCUUCUUCGACAGUUGUUGUUCGAGGAGUUCCUUUAUAGGAAGGUCGCACCAGUGGCUGAAAAUUGCGCAUUCUAUCUGGUAAACAACCACAGCAGGACAGGCACAAAGGCCGUUGUUAUGGGUCUAGGAGGAAAAGCUCACCAGUUCGUUAGAGAUGUCAACGAAACCAAAUCGAGAGGAAUAUCAAUAAUAAGACGUUUCACGGGAGGAGGCACCGUUAUAGUAGAUGAAUGCAGUGUAAAUACCAGCUUGAUAGCGUCUACGCAGUUUGCCAAGGAUAUUUGCCCGACUGACAUAUGCAGAUGGAGCUACGACAAUGUUUUCAGCGGCUGCGGCAUAUUCAAUGAUAAGUUUAAAUGUAUCGAAGGGGAUUACGUAGUGGAAGAGUAUGGUGACAUGGAGUCGAAUAACUCUACUGGAAUGGGUGACGCUGAACAGUCUCCGCUCAUAUACAAAGUGGCGGGCAAUUCCCAGGCUUUCAACAACAAAGCAUUUGUCCAUCACAGCGUUUUUCCGUGGAGCAUAUCACCCCUCAUAUCGCAAGUGCUCCUGCGUCCCGCCAAAAUGCCGAAAUACAGGGAGGGUCGAGAUCAUAUUUCUUUCGUCCGUAGCGUACGGGAGGCCUUAGACCCGGAUCAACGUUUGAACACAGCGGACGAAUUCGAAGAAAUCUUGUGUAAACGUGCUGGAUUAAAACUAUCCAACAUGUUAGAUCGCAGAGUGCACGUCGAGGUGUCAGUAGAUCGAAAGGCAGCCGAAGACAUUGGGACGAUGUUCCAAAAUGAUUCUGCUCAUUUUUCAGAGGCAUUCAUUGACGAUGCCAUUGCAACACUAGAAUUACCUUCAACUACGGUGCUGUGA
This is a messenger RNA of Babesia bigemina, 945 nucleotides long. RefSeq lists its product as hypothetical. The transcript is spliced from 2 exons. Lineage: Eukaryota; Apicomplexa; Aconoidasida; Piroplasmida; Babesiidae. Gene Ontology annotation, cellular component: mitochondrion. Bases 1 to 945 code for a protein of 314 amino acids. The record is from RefSeq and is a predicted model, not a curated record.